This is a messenger RNA of Mercurialis annua (annual mercury), 1643 nucleotides long. RefSeq lists its product as uncharacterized. Gene Ontology annotation, molecular function: protein-folding chaperone binding. Lineage: Eukaryota; Viridiplantae; Streptophyta; Magnoliopsida; Malpighiales; Euphorbiaceae. The transcript is spliced from 2 exons. Gene Ontology annotation, cellular component: cytosol. The record is from RefSeq and is a predicted model, not a curated record. Bases 217 to 1242 code for a protein of 341 amino acids.
AUUUUAUGAGCACGUUAUACCCGGCCCCACAUAAAUAUACACUACAAUUUGCUGUUUUAUUUCUCCGUGCGACACGUCGUCCUUCUUCUUCUUCAUCCGUUUCAAUCACCACCACCACGACCUCACCUCACCUUAACUCAAAUAUAUCCAUCAAUGUCCCUCUCGUAACCGUCAGAUCUUCCAAUUCAACGGUCACCAUUUCUCCGGCAGACAGGCAUGGGCGCCGAUUACUACAACAUACUAAAAGUUAACCGAAAUGCCACCGAGGAGGAUCUCAAGAAAGCUUACAAACGCCUCGCGAUGAUAUGGCAUCCUGAUAAAAACCCUACUGCUAAGCGAACGGAGGCGGAGGCGAAGUUCAAACAGAUAUCGGAAGCGUACGAUGUGCUCAGCGAUCCGCAGAAGCGUCAGAUCUAUGAUUUGUGGGGGGAAGAAGCGUUGAAAUCGGGGCAGUUUCCGACUCCGGCUUCCACGUCAGCUGCUGCUCCGUCGUCGUCGAAGCAUUACUAUCAUCAGCGGCAGCAUCCGAAUCCGUCGUUCAGGUUUCAACCUAGAAAUGCUGAGGAUAUUUAUGAGGAGCUGUUUGGAUCGGAGAAGGCCGGCGGAGGCGGUGUAGGGAGUAAUCGGAAUUUCUUUAGGAGUACUACGAAUAAUUUUCAUUAUGCUAAUGGACAUGGAGGUCGAGAGACGAGAAAGGCGGCCCCGAUUGAGAAUUUGUUGCCGUGUAGCUUGGAGGAGCUGUUCAAGGGGUGUGAGAAGAAAAUGCGGAUUUUGAGAGAGAUUUUUGAUUCUUCUGGUCUGGUUCGAACUGUUGAAGAAAUACUGACAAUCAAGGUAAAACCUGGUUGGAAGAAGGGAACAAAGAUCAAAUUUGAAGAAAAGGGUAACCAGGAGCCUGGUAUUAUUCCUGCAGAUCUCGUGUUUAUAGUAGAUGAAAAACCACAUGCUGUUUACAAGAGGGAUGGUAACGAUCUAGUGUUGAAGCAGGAAAUAACUCUGCUGGAGUCCCUCACGGGUAAGACUCUUCGCCUAACUACACUUGAAGGUAAAGAUCUCAUGAUCCCACUUUCAGAAAUUGUCAAACCGGGUGCUGAGGUAGUGGUCCCAAACGAAGGGAUGCCAUUUCUUAAAGUACCUGGAAAGAAGGGUAAUUUGAGAAUCAAGAUUGAUGUUAAGUACCCAUCAAGGCUUACCUCAGAACAGAAAUCUGAGCUAAAAAGAGUUUUAGGAGGAGUUUCAUGAUGGCCUAUCGCUUUGAAGAGAGAAGCUGGACUAAAUUGACUCGUGUAAUUAUCGUGAUAAGUAUUGGAUGUAAAUAUGGUGCAUCGACGUGGCUGUAGAUUGCGAAGCUUAGAGGGGAGAAAAGAGUGUUUGAUGCAUCUGUUGGUUGGAUUUCUUACAUGGCAUUAGCAUCAUUCUAACUGAAGGGAACAGGUAGACAAAUACAACCCGGUUCCUAUCAUUUUUGUCUUAGCAUCUUUUGCUUUUAUUCUGGAUGCUAUAAAUUAUAUUUAGAUUCCGAUUCUUGAAUAGGAGUUGAUCUUUUAUUGUGUUCUUUUUAUAUUCUAGGAAUUUAAUUUAUUUGUUAAACCUUUAUGUUUCAAUAGCUUGAUUUCACUAUUGAUAUUUUUAAUCUCUGGAAA